CGUGCGUGUAUAAAAAUCGUCAUCGAAAUUUGUAUAUGCAAUUCAAUUGAAUCCGUAAAACAUGGAAAUUGGCGAAGAACUUAUGUCCUGGCUGAAGGACAAGAAAAAGGAGUACACGGCACGCUUGGAAUUUGCGAUAAAAGUCUGGCAAUCUGUGGACUUUGUGUACAUUAACAAAUACGAAGUGAUCUGCAAAUGGUUGGCGGAGACUUUAUUGAACGAAAGUACAAAUAAUGGUGAAUUGCCCACUGUGCAGCUGCAGCAGCUAUUUGGACUGAGGGCGCAACCCGGUCUGGUCAGUGUGGAGACAAAGACAGAGCUGAUUAAGAACAUUUUAAAGUGUAUACAGAGAGAUGUCAAUGGGAAAAGCAGAUCUGGAAAUUCUCUGGCUCAUUCGCAGUUGCUGCAGAGUUUGAUUAACUUUGAGCUGGUGCAGGAUGCACUGCGUGCGGACUACGAGCUGCUCAUGUCCAGCUAUGGCACACUCUUUGAGUGCUAUGAAGCGCAGCUGCUGAAUCCCAAGGAUGAAGUGGAUUCGAAGCAACUGAGACAUGCAGACUUCGUUUUACCACUGUUGCAACAAUUGCGCGACUAUGUGCAACGUGCCCAGCACCAUAAGCGACUGCUAGAAGCCUACACAAAUGCUGCACUGCAGCCACUUUGCCAAUUAUUGCUGCAAUUGCGGGAGCAUGGAUUGUGUUGCUUUGAACAGCUGGCGGCAUUGGAGCAACAGCUCACCGAGUCCCUAAACAUGGGCGAAGUCAUCAAACGCAUCUCGCAGCAGCCGCUGCAUGUGCGUCUGCUGCUGCUGGAAUCCUUGAUGCUCAAUCAACGCUUUGAUAUUGAGAAACUGUCGAAAGUUUUGAAGUUUGCCUUUGGCAAACUGCAGCAUAAUCCUCUAGAGCAACCGCUUGCACUAGCCACACAUGCGCUGGAGUCGCUGCGCAAGCAUAACAUUAGUCUACAAUUCCAAAUGCCAGAGAAAGUGACAGCCUUGGAGUUUGUUACCGGCAAACUCUUCAAACUGGUGGAACACUACCAGGAGGAGCAGCUGGGCGCGGUGCUAAUGAUGCUAUGUGCCGCAUUGCGUUUGAAUCCCAUGCUGUUGGAACCAAAUGUCUAUCAGAUUACUGUUUGGAUGCUGACCAAACCCAAACGCAAUGAUAAUGAACUCGCUUUAUAUUCGGAUUAUCUGGUGCAAUUGCUGGACAUGUUUAGACGUCUCAGUCGUGCGGAACGCUUUGUCAUGCAGCUGCUGAAAUCUCUGCGGGAAUGGCUGCGUAAAUACGAGCUCCAACUGCCCGCCAGCGAUGCCAAGCGUCAAAAACUCGCCAAGAAGGCAGAGCAGUCAGCUGUCCCAUUGAAUCCGUAUCUGCAGCUGCUUUUAAAACCACAUCAGAGUGUGGCCAGUGCUGCUAGCGUUGCCAAUGAUCGUCUGGCACAAACGUGGCCCAGUCAGUCGGCUGGUGCCGCCUUUACACGCCUCAUCAGUCACCUGAUGGCCAAACCCUCCAUUGUCAUCUGGAAAAUGCUCUUACACACAUUCGACGAGCUCUUGGAGCCGACAACGCCAGCUGUGCUGCCGGUGAAUUUGAAUUUUGCGCUGGAACUGCAGGUGGCAUUGCUGUGUCAGUAUUUGCUGGGCACACGCCUCACCGAGCAAGUGCAGCAACAUCAAUCGGAUGUGGAGCUGUGUUGCCGGCACACAGCCCAGGUGUUGCAACAAUUUGCCAGACAUCUGCUGGCCCGGGAGCACAAUCGCAGCACCAUGAAUGCCUUUCUCGAGUGCGUGGAUCGUGCCACCAGCUUUGAGCUGCAGCUGGCCUAUUACUGGCCCGACGGCCUGGCCAAGUCGCAACAGGAACUGCAGUUGCCGUACAAGUUUCUGCCCAGCGAUGAAUGGGAAUUGAUACAACAGCGUGUGCAUAAUUUUGGCAAGAGCUCGUGCCGUCAGAGAUUGCAGCGCCUGGAGCUGCAGCUGGUGCAAACCAAUUGGUUGCUGCUGCCCAAUCAACGGCUAGAACCGUGUCCCGAUGCCCUGCUGGAGCUUGUGCCGCCCCAGCUGCUCUCACAUUUGAGUCGUGCCCAGAAACAGCUGCGUUUGCAGCAGCCUCAUCAGCUGUCAUCGGCGGAGGAGCUGUGGCAGGAUGCCGAGUGUGUGGAACUGCUGGCGUUGCAGCUGCUCCAGGACUAUGCCGACAGUCUCAAGGCUGAGAAGAUUCAAGGCACACUGCUGCUCAAGCAAUUGCAAUCGGAAUCAGAUGAGUCCGGUUUGUCUGCAGCCUUGCGGCAACACUGUGGCAGCUCCAAGCAGCCAGCGCUGCCAGUGGCCACCACAGAUCAGCUCAUCGAUGCACUGCAGCGUCUGCCGUUGGCUCAGCUCAUGAGCAGCAUCAAGCUGCGUCUCUGGCUGCUCAUCUUCACGCUCUAUCACGACGUGCGACGCGCCCAGCUGACGGAGCAGGCAAAUCAACUGCUCGACCAGCUCACAGAUUUGCUGCACUUUGGGCAACCGUUGCCCAUUUGCAGUCACUUUCCGCAGUUGCCGGAGCUGCUGCAGUUGGUGCCAAUUGAUGGUAGCGACAACAACGGUUGGAGAUUCUACGAGAUGCUCUUUGGACGCUGCAUUCGUCGUGUGACGGCUGGCAGUGAACUCUUCCUCACCAGCUGUGCCGAGCACUUCCGGGAGCAACUGCAGCAGACACGUACGCUGGAGUUGGUGGAGUGUCGCCUCCUGCUGCUGGCCAUUGAGACGCUGUCGGGGGCAACGGGUGUCCAGGCGAGACGCAUGCAACGCCAUCUGCAGCCGCUGCUCGAGAUCUAUGGCCAGUUUGUGGCACACAAGUUCCGAUCGGUGAAGAAAUCUCCAGCGGAUGCGGCUGAAUUUGUUCAGCGUACGCUCAGUGGAUUCGCUGUCUAUUUGAGCAGCUGCAUCAAUCGCGCCUCCAAGCAGCAGAGGGAACUCCUCGAGGAGCAGAAGAAGCAGCUGCUGGAGGAGAAGCCGAAGGAGAAGAAAAAGAAGGAAAAGGAGCAGGAGCAGGAGGAAGAGAAGUCGGAACAGGUGCCGAAUCCAACUGAAAAGUCCACGUGCAUCGAUGAGAAUUUGCGACGCAUUUGCAAGAUUUAUAUUGGACACUCGUUGAAUUAUCGCAAUGUGCAUGCGAUUAAAUUGUUGAAUGUGGCGCUCACACAUCGCGAGCAACUGCAUCUGGAUCAGGACGAGAUUGAGUUCCUGCUGGACAGCUAUUGGCGUCAAUUGAAUGCGGACAUUGAGGCAGCCACAUUGGAUAUUCAGAGCAUUGAGCCGGCAAUUAAAUUAAUUAUUGGCUACAAAACAAAUGAGGAUUUCCUGCUGCUACUGCGACGCCUUUCCACACAGCUGGAGGGGAUGCAACGGCCGGAGACGGAGGCACAGCAUACGAGCCUACAAAAUGUCCUCAUCCUGCUGCAAUUGUUCUCCAAGUGCUCCCUGAGCAGCAUCAAAGGAGCGAUGCUCAAUGAGCACUUUGAGCUUUUGAUUGGCAAUAUAUCGUUGCGUCUGCCCGGAGUGGAAGAUGCCAGCUAUCGCCAACAUGUGGUGCGUCUACUGGAGGCACAACGUGCACUCGCCAGCAAUCGCACAGUGCCGCUGACCGGAGAGACACUCGAUUGCAUUCUGGGCACCAUGCUGGAUAUGAACAUUAAGCGGUUUAUCAUCUCUGGCGGUAAGCUGGAUGAUUUCCUGCUGCUGCACGCUGGCAUCUCGGAGAAUCUGUUGCUGCUGUUGCGUCAACAUGCCACAUUGAUGUCCGAUCGUGCCGCACAAUUGACGGCACUGUGUCAGGAUUUGAUUGAGGCGAUUGUUUGCUAUCGCAGCGAUCGCAAGCAGGCACAGAAUCUAAAUGAUCAGGAAUUGGAUGGUCUGGCCGAAUUGGCAUUGAAAUUGGUAACACUCUUGGCGGGCAUUGCAGCCGGUCCGCAGGCAUUGGCCGUAAAGCGUGUGGCGCCAUUCCUGCUCAUCUUUACCAUCAAACAAAUGGUCACCACCGAACGACCCACAACGCUCUUCGAGAAGAUCAAGGUUCAUCUGGAUCGCAUCUGUCAUGAGCUCAUUUCCCUGUGCGAUCAUCGGGCCGGACACUUUAUACUCCGUUCCAGCAACGAGGCCGGAGCUCGCAUGUAUCAGAACCUGGUCAAGGAGCACGACAAAUAUCACAAAUUCCGCGGCAAAGUCUAAAUCAAUGUUACUGCUCUUUCAUUUUCUAAUUAUAGAGUUCGUUAUUAAUGAAUAAAUAUAAUUAUUUACCAAUUUGUA
Messenger RNA from Drosophila innubila, 4294 nucleotides. RefSeq lists its product as uncharacterized. The record is from RefSeq and is a predicted model, not a curated record. The transcript has 6 exons. Lineage: Eukaryota; Metazoa; Arthropoda; Insecta; Diptera; Drosophilidae. Bases 62 to 4216 code for a protein of 1384 amino acids.